UCUCCCUCUAAACCCCAAAAAAAUCUCAUUUCUCUGAAGAGAGCGAGUUUGUCUCAAUCCUACAAUGGCGACGUUUACCCUCUCUCUCCUCCCCAAAACCCUAACCCCUCUUUCUCUUCACAAACUCUCCACUCCCACUCCCACUCCCGCGACUCGUACUCACUUUGGCUACGCUCGCCCGCACCUAAAACCCUUCACGAUAAAUUCACGGCCGCCGAUCAGAGCAGCAGCCGUUGAUGGGGAUUUUUCGACCAGGAGAGGCAGUGGCAGUAGCAGCAGCGAGCCCAGGGAGACCAUCAUGCUCCCGGGAUGCGAUUACAACCAUUGGCUGAUUGUGAUGGAGUUUCCCAAGGACCCUGCGCCCACGAGAGAGCAGAUGAUUGAUACUUACCUCGAUACCCUCGCCACUGUCUUGGGCAGCAUGGAAGAAGCAAAGAAGAAUAUGUAUGCUUUCAGUACCACCACCUACACUGGCUUUCAGUGCACAGUUGAUGAAGAAACAUCUGAGAAAUUUAAGGGAUUGCCUGGGGUUCUAUGGGUUUUGCCAGACUCGUACAUUGAUGUCAAAAAUAAGGACUAUGGAGGGGAUAAAUAUAUCAAUGGAGAGAUAAUCCCCUGCAAGUACCCUACCUAUCAACCAAAGCGCAGCGGAUCAAAAUAUGAAAGUAGAAGGUAUGAAAGACGGAGGGAUGGCCCCCCUCCUGAUAGGAGAAGACCCAGACAAGGGACCACUACUUCAGACACAGCCUCUUGAUGAGAUGGUUUUUUAUGUUUGGUCUUAAAGUUCUCAGCCUGUUGGGUGUUGCUCUGUCAUUCUUCACCAUGUAUCUGUGAGCACUACAAGCAUGGAUAGUUCAACUUGAGAUCAGAGAAACGCUGCUUAUGAAGUGAAUCUGGUCAUAUGAAUUGUUGAUGCAUUUUUUUUGUAAGAUCAACCAAGUAGCAUCUCUCAAGGAAUAUGUACCUUUGAUCCAUGAGUAUGUUACAUAAAAAUUUUUGCUAACGAAUCUGUGCUUAAUUUGAAUUUAAUUGUGUAGAA
This is a messenger RNA of Juglans microcarpa x Juglans regia, 1039 nucleotides long. Its product is annotated as DAG protein, chloroplastic-like. Gene Ontology annotation, biological process: cytidine to uridine editing; chloroplast RNA modification. The coding region runs from base 65 to 754 and encodes 229 amino acids. The record is from RefSeq and is a predicted model, not a curated record. The transcript has 5 exons. Lineage: Eukaryota; Viridiplantae; Streptophyta; Magnoliopsida; Fagales; Juglandaceae. Gene Ontology annotation, cellular component: chloroplast.